AUGAGACACCAUCAAAAUAUGCAGUAUGCCCCACAGCAACAACCGAUUUAUGUUCAGCAGCCUCCUCCUCGUAAAGAAUCUGGUGGUUGCUGUAAAACUUGCUGUCAUUUUCUAUGUUGCCUCUGUUUGAUCAACCUAUGUUGUGAUGUCUUUUAA
Messenger RNA from Saccharomyces mikatae IFO 1815, 156 nucleotides. RefSeq names its product cysteine-rich palmitoylated domain-containing protein CPP3 (gene CPP3). The transcript has a single exon. Lineage: Eukaryota; Fungi; Ascomycota; Saccharomycetes; Saccharomycetales; Saccharomycetaceae. Bases 1 to 156 code for a protein of 51 amino acids. The record is from RefSeq and is a predicted model, not a curated record.